This is a messenger RNA of Penicillium longicatenatum, 951 nucleotides long. It is a transcript of the gene tpcM, whose product is annotated as methyltransferase tpcM. The record is from RefSeq and is a predicted model, not a curated record. Gene Ontology annotation, molecular function: S-adenosylmethionine-dependent methyltransferase activity. Lineage: Eukaryota; Fungi; Ascomycota; Eurotiomycetes; Eurotiales; Aspergillaceae. Bases 1 to 951 code for a protein of 316 amino acids. The transcript has a single exon.
AUGGCUUCUUUGGCACACCCACCACCACCUGCCAUGGAUACCCCCGGCAAGAUCUUUGCUCAAGACGAUGAAUUUUGGGACAACUAUUCUCGGGGGCGUCCACAGGUCCCAAAGGCCUUCUGGGACUGCAUAUUCGGCUACCACCAGAGCAAAGGCGGCAAUUUCGGCACCGUUCACGAUGUAGGCGCCGGCAACGGGCUCUACGCCCAGCGACUACACUCUCGCUUCGCCAAUGUCAUAGUGUCGGACAUUGUGGCUGAGAACAUUCGCCUCGCCAGUGAACGUCUCAAGGACCAGGAAGGGUUCAGUUUCCGGACAGCCGCGCUGGACGAAGUCGAGGACAUUGCGGCCAGCAGCGUGGACAUGGUGUUUGCAGCAAACGUGAUGCAUUUCGCAGACCCUCAGUACGACGCCAUGGCAAAAAUUGCACGUCAGCUGCGCCCGGGUGGCACUUUUGUGGCAUCAAUUUUUGGUCCUGCACGCUUUCGGGACCCAAAAAUACAGAAUUUGUGGGAACGAGUCAGCCACCAAGGCGGCAGGGAGCUUCUCAAAGGGUCUGAUGAUCCGGACCAGAUCAUCAAGGUAAUGGCGCGGACUGAAGACACGUACAACGUUGCCCCUCUUGAUGAAGACAUCUUCGUGGACCGAAUACGGCUAUAUGUGAACAUGGAACAUGGUGGCAUCCAAGGCAUGUUGCCCCCAGAACUCGCACACCGAAACAAUGAACCCGACUACGCCGUGGGAGACACCAGGAAAAAUGAAAAAAUGGAUGGAUGGAUAUUCCAAACCGACCUGGCAGGUGUCAAGGAGCACUUUGGGUCGUUUCCUUUCAUAUCGCAGUUUCCCGAUGUUUUCACAGACUUUUACAAGGAGUUGGACGAGUUACUUGCUGACGGGAGACCUGUCGAAGGAUAUUUCCCUGUCUCCAUAAUCCUAGCAACAAAGAAAUAA